Olea europaea var. sylvestris is the source of this 441-nucleotide messenger RNA. RefSeq lists its product as uncharacterized. The transcript has 2 exons. The coding region runs from base 1 to 441 and encodes 146 amino acids. NCBI's taxonomy places the organism in Eukaryota, Viridiplantae, Streptophyta, Magnoliopsida, Lamiales, Oleaceae. The record is from RefSeq and is a predicted model, not a curated record.
AUGCCUAACUAUGCCAAGUUCUUGAAGGAAGUGAUGUCAAAGAAGAGAAAGAUGGAGGCGUUUGAAAUGGUUAAGCUAACAGAAGAGUGUAGUGUCAUUCUCCAGAAAAAGCUCCCUCAGAAAUUAAAAGAUACAGGUAACUUCAACAUUCCUUGCAAUAUUGGUGAUAUCACAUUUGAUAGAGCACUGUGUAACCUUGGAGCUAGCAUUAACUUGAUACCCCUAUCUGUGUUCAAAAAAUUGGGUCUUGGAGAAGUGAAGCCCACAAGCCUCACCUUGCAAAUGGUCGAUAAGUUCAUCUUUGCUGUGAGCUUUCCGGUGUUGGACAUUGAGGAGGGUGAGAAAGUACCAUUGAUUCCUGGUAGACCUUUCAUGGCUACUGGAAGAGCGUUGAUUAAUGUACAAGAAGGAAAGUUGACACUACGGGUUAAUGAAGAGUAA